Messenger RNA from Ostertagia ostertagi, 348 nucleotides. Lineage: Eukaryota; Metazoa; Nematoda; Chromadorea; Rhabditida; Trichostrongylidae. The record is from the annotation of a GenBank genome assembly.
AUGUCGCAGAGAGACUAUAUGAUAACGGUGGCUUGUUUCCUGUGCCUGGCCAUUGUGUUUCAACUCAUAUCAUUAGUAUGGAAUUUUGUCACAUUCUGUGCGUGCUGCUGCAAAAAGUACAUCAUCCACCCGUUGAUAGGAUUAUCCUUCCUCACCACCGUGUUCCUCUUUGUUGCCGUGAUCGUGUACGUGGUGGCGCAGAACGAUGCUCAUGACCGUCAGUUCAUCGAUUACCGAAAUGACGAGUAUGGCUACUCGUUUUGGUUGGCAGUGUGCGCUCUGAUACUAGCAGCUAUCGAUACGAUCGUGGCAGGAUUGACAGUGUGUCUGGGAACUCGAGGGCUCUGA